CUACAUCUCAUCUUCUCUAGGUCCUACGAAGGAGAACCUACAAAGCACCUACAAGUUCAUUUGCAUCAGAGCAGAGGAUGAAUGGCAGCCUGCCCUAUUAUGCCCCCGGGGCUUUACAAAGAGCCAACGGAUCUGACGGUGAAGCUCAGAAACAGGACGGGAGGCUGCCAAAAUCAAAUAAUUACGCAGGUUGAAUCAGGUGUGGCUCCUGCUUGACUGUGAAACUCAGAUGAAGAGAUCAGACUCAAGACCCGGCCUUGCUUCCAUGAAGAGUGAAGAGUCUAUGGCGUUACCACUGGGAUUUAAAGAGAUGAGAGAACCCACACUGGAAUGUUUAAUUUUCAGUGUCCUACAGCAAGCAAGAGAGAAAACUGGACCGAAAGUCACUGAUACAGGAUGUAAUGAUGUAACUACUGAACCUCAUCUUCAGGAGAGAUACAGAUUAAAUCUGUUAAAGACGUUUCAGCAAAUAAACGAGGUGAUAAUAAAACAGGGAAACCCAUCACUCAAUGAGAUCUACACAGAGCUCUACAUCACAGAAGGAGACAGUGGAGAAGUCAGUAAUGAACAUGAGGUGAGGCAGAUCGAGGCAGCAUCCAGAAGAGCAGCAACAGAGGAAACACCGAUCAAAUGUAAUGACAUCUUUAAGCCUUUACCUGAAGAAGACAAACCCAUCAGGAGCGUUCUGACAAAGGGAGUCGCUGGCAUUGGAAAAACAGUCUCUGUGCAGAAAUUCAUUCUAGACUGGGCUGAAGGGAAAACAAAUCAGGAUGUUCAACUCAUAUUUCCACUUCCUUUCAGAGAGCUCAAUCUGAUGAAGGAUCAAACACUGAGUCUGAUGGAGCUUCUUCAUUUCUAUUUUAAGGAGAUAAAAGAAACAAACAUUUCCAGCCUGCACAAAGUUCUGUUUAUUUUUGAUGGUUUGGAUGAGUGUCGUUUCCCUCUGAACUUCCAGAACACAGCGAGAGUGAGUGAUGUAACUGAAUCAGCAUCAGUGGAUGUGCUGCUGAUUAAUCUGAUCAAAGGGAAUCUACUUCCUUCUGCUCUCAUCUGGAUCACCUCCAGACCUGCAGCAGCUGAUCAAAUCCCCUCUGAGUGUGUUGAUCGAGUCACAGAGGUACGAGGGUUCAAUGACCCACAGAAGGAGGAAUAUUUCAGGAAGAGGAUCAGAGAUCAGAGCCUGAGCAACAGAAUCAUCACACACUUAAAAUCAUUAAGAAGCCUCUACAUCAUGUGUCACAUCCCAGUCUUCUGCUGGAUUUCAGCCACUGUUCUAGAGAGUCUGUUGGGUAAAGCAGAGAAUGGAGAGAUCCCCGAGACUCUGACUCAAAUGUACACACACUUCCUCAUCAUUCAGACAAACAUCAUCAAGAAAAAGUACACAGAGAGCAGAGAGACAGAUAAAGAAAUGGUCCUGAAACUGAGUAAACUGGCUUUUCAGCAGCUGAUGAAAGGCAACCUGAUCUUCUAUGAGGAAGACCUGAUGGAGUGUGGCAUCGAUGUGACAGAAGCAUCAGUGUAUUCAGGUGUGUGUACACAGAUCUUCAGAGAGGAGUUUGGGCUUCACCAGAGUAAAGUGUACUGCUUUGUUCAUCUGAGCAUUCAGGAGCACCUCGCAGCUCUGUAUGUGCACCUGAAAUUCAUAAAUCAAAAGAAAAAUGUUUUUAAAAAGCCAAUAUUUCCUUUUUUCUGGCUAAAAUUUAAACUCUCAGAUGUACACAAGUGUGCAGUAGUUCAGGCUUUACAGAGUAAAAAUGGACAUCUGGAUCUUUUCCUUCGCUUUCUUCUGGGUCUCUCACUGAAGUCCAAUCAGAACCUCUUACAAACUCAAAAUAUAGUGACAAAGACAAAAAGUAUCUCCCGCAGUAAUCAGGACACAGUUCAUUUCAUCAAGGAGAAGAUCAGAGAGAAUCCCUCCACAGAGAAAUCCAUCAAUCUGUUCCACUGUCUAAAUGAACUGGAAGAUCAUUCUCUAGUUAAGGAAAUCCAAUGUUACCUACAGUCUGGAAAUUUACAGCAUAUUGAACUUUCUCCUUCUCAAUGGUCAGCUGUGGUGUUUGUGUUACUGACAUCAGGGCAGGAACAGGAUGUGUUUGUCCUGAAUAAAUAUAUUAACAAACACUGUACAUCAGAGGAUGUUCUUCUGAAGCUCCUGCCUGUGGUUGCAGCCUCCAGAAAAGCUGAGUAAGUAAUAAUAAAUAAACUCUUACAACAUUCU
Tachysurus fulvidraco (yellow catfish) is the source of this 2218-nucleotide messenger RNA. Its product is annotated as protein NLRC3-like. The record is from RefSeq and is a predicted model, not a curated record. The coding region runs from base 230 to 2188 and encodes 652 amino acids. The transcript is spliced from 5 exons. Lineage: Eukaryota; Metazoa; Chordata; Actinopteri; Siluriformes; Bagridae.